Messenger RNA from Trichomycterus rosablanca, 2463 nucleotides. It is a transcript of the gene sntg1, whose product is annotated as syntrophin, gamma 1. Gene Ontology annotation, molecular function: structural molecule activity; protein binding. The transcript has 18 exons. The coding region runs from base 1 to 1989 and encodes 662 amino acids. The record is from RefSeq and is a predicted model, not a curated record. Gene Ontology annotation, cellular component: intracellular anatomical structure; dystrophin-associated glycoprotein complex. NCBI's taxonomy places the organism in Eukaryota, Metazoa, Chordata, Actinopteri, Siluriformes, Trichomycteridae.
AUGGGAGUACCAGAGCAUCUAAUACAGAUCAUGCGUAAUGCAGGGGUGUAUGAAGAUGACCGAGGCAUCAAAAUAGGUGGCAGAACAGUGAAUAAUCUGAGGUAUGCUGAUGACACAACUAUACUGGCCGAAAGCAAAGACCUCCGAGAUCUAAUGGUCAAAGUGAAAAGAUGCAGCAAGGAAAUAGGCCUGACACUGAAUAUGAAGAAGACAAAAAUACUGGCCACAAAUAGCAUGGAUGAAUUUCAGAUAGAUGGGGAAACCAUUGAAAUAGCCAAUGAGUUCACCCUGCUCGGAUUAAUCGUGAACAACAAGGCCUCAAACACAGAAGAAAUCAGACGAAGAAUUGCUAUAGGCAAGACAACAUUAAAAAAAAUGGACAAAGUAUGGAAAUGCAAAGACAUCAGACUUAGAACCAAGGCAAAGACAGGAAUUUAUCAACUGCAAGAUGGUAAUGAAGAGCCUUUUAAUGUCCGACUGCAUUUGGGCAAAGACAUUUUGACCAUUCAAGAGCAGGACGUUGUUUGUGUGUCUGGAGAACCAUUUUAUUCAAGUGUGGAUGCUAUGGUAUCAGAAAGAACUGUAAGCAUACGUCGACAGACAAUUGGAGGAUUUGGCCUGAGUAUUAAGGGUGGUGCAGAACAUAAGAUCCCUACUGUGAUAUCAAAAAUAUCAAAAGAACAGAAGGCUGAGCUUUCUGGUCUUCUUUUUAUAGGAGAUGGGAUUCUCCAGAUAAAUGGAAUAAAUGUAAGAAGUUAUCGCCACGAAGAAGUGGUUCAGGUUCUACGCAAUGCUGGGGAAGAAGUAACUCUGACUGUGUCUUUUUUAAAGAGGACUCCUGCCUUUUUAAAGUUGCCACUUUGUGAAGACUGCACAUGUGUACCAUGUGACCAGAGCAGUGGAACUUCAUCUCCAUUAUGUGACAGUGGCCUACAUCUAAACUACCACCCCACUAAUAUGGACACAUUGUCUUGUUCCUCUUGGCCUACAUCUCCAGCACUACGCUGGGAAAAACGAUGGGUGGAUCUGCGGCUGAUUCCUCUUCUACAUGCUCGGCUUUCACAGUAUGUCUCUGGAUCAGACAUUUGCAGGCAAAAUGCCUUUCAAGUCAUUGCAGUAGAUGGUGUUUGCAGUGGAAUAAUUCAAUGCUCUACUUCAGAGGAAUGCAUUGACUGGCUCCAAGCAUUAGCAUGCAACAUGUCUGCUCUCACAAAGCACAAUGUCAAAAAAAUCAACAGAAACUUUCCUCUCAAUCAGCAGAUAAUUUAUAUGAGCUGGGUGGAGGAAAAGGAGCAGUACAGUGCUCAGGACCACAUGUACACACCAAAGUUCUUGGCAUUAAGGGGUUCAUCUCUUUUUAAAUUCUCAGCACCUCCAGUAACGACCUGGGACUGGACAAGAGCUGAACAAAGCUUCACCGUCUAUGAGAUUAUGUUUAAGAUCCUUAAGGACAAUGAGCCAAUGGACAAGCGGAAGUACUGUUUCAGUGUGCAGAUUGACACUGGUGAGGAUGCCUUCUUUAGUGUUGAGCUGGAGAGUGAUCUUGAACUGUGGGAGAAAGCAUUUCAGAUGGCCACCUUUUUGGAGGUAGAAAGAAUUCAGUGUAAAACCUAUGCAUGCAUCAUGGAAAGCCAUUUGAUGGGACUUACUAUAGACUUUAGCAUGGGCUUUGUCUGCUUUGAUGCCGCAUCAAAGGCUGUGCUGUGGCGGUACAAAUUCUCCCAGCUUAAAGGAUCAUCUGAUGACGGCAAGAGCAAAAUUAAGUUUCUUUUCCAGAACUCAGACACAAAGCUUAUCGAGGCAAAGGAACUGGAAUUCUCCAAUCUAUUUGCUGUCCUGCAUUGUAUCCAUGCAUUUUUCGCUGCUAAAGUGGCAUGUCUAGAUCCCGUGUUUCUGGGCAGUCAGAAUUCUGCCACGACUACGUUGCCCACUUUGACCUCUGUGACCCCUGCCAUGGGACAAACUGCCAAGUUAAAGUUUUCUUGUUAGAAAAAUGUGACAUUUUCAGGUCUACCUAGCUUGAGCUAUUUUCCAGAUUAAAAAAGAUGAUUGCUGAAGAAUUUUAGCAGUACUGAGGAGCAGGCUUGACUUCUUCCGCUGGUGGGCAAUAGCCUGCUAGCUUCGGGCCAAAGUCAGAUGUAAUAGCAUAUUUUAAAUAUACCAUAUUUUAUUAUUCUGUCAAACUUAAGGAUGUAUAGAUGUGUUACAAAUUCAGAAAGUAUACGUUUGGUUGUCAUUUUCUAAAAGCCUUUAUGCCUUUAAGUAGAGAUGGGACGAUCGAUCAGCUACGAAUCGGUAUCGGCCGAUUUUUAAUCAAAAUAUGCUAUCGGCGAUCGGCGAUAUUUCCUAAAAGUAGCCGAUCCGAUCGUGUGAUAUAUAAAGACCAUGUUAAGUUAACAGCUCAGUGGAUUGAUCCAGACUUUGAGCUACGAAGCACCAACCAUCACAUCACCAUUCAUCAAC